GAAAGGGACCUUGGCGUGUGGUCGUUCUACUCUGCGCUCUCGAGGUGGAGCGAUUUAUUGAUGUUGUUCUGGGAUUUCUCCUUCAAGAAACUCCCCCCUCCCCCCGCUGCGCUAGGACGGACUGGACAGUUGGUGACAUGUGAUACGAAGUGAAAAACGGCAUUUCUCCGAGGGUUUCAAACAAAGCAAAAAUAAGAAUUUUAAAAACGUUUCACUAGUGUCUCUGAUCGUGAAGAAAGUUGGCCUGAUAUGGAACACUACGUUUGCAGUGAGUUCUUAACUUUCAUCCAGACUGGGCAAGGCUUUCGACGAGUAAAGUCGUCAGAGGACGGGACAUCCCGUCUGGGCAGCUACGACAUCCAAACUUAAUCUGCUGGAAGCCCAAACGUUUUUACUGGACCAUUGAGUUCUACUCACACAGCCGACAUGUCUUGCUUCAUGACGAAGUAUUAUCGGCAGCGGUGGAGAGAUCCCCGACUGGUAUUUAUAUCUAUAAUUUUUGUAAUUGCUUACUUAGCUUAUCUACAGAACUACCAAAGAAAAAGCUCUUGUGGAUAUAAUAAACCCCUAGUUGAUUCUAGUGAACAGUUGAUGAGUUUUGUUAGACUAUCUUCUAGACAUUUAUUGGUGAAUGUUAACAAUAGUACAAGUAAUGCCAGCAGAGAGGAUGAUAAUGAAGACGCUCCCCAAGCCCAAUUUCCAGAAGAUCUUUUCACUCCAAAGCAAAGACGCCAUGGAGCUGUGGCUCUUCACGUGUUAGGUCUCAUUUAUAUGUUCGUUGCCCUUGCAAUUGUUUGUGAUGAGUUCUUUGUUCCAGCCUUGGAUGUGAUUACAGUGAAACUGGAUAUUUCGGAAGAUGUGGCCGGGGCAACUUUCAUGGCAGCUGGAGGCAGUGCUCCAGAACUUUUCACAAGUGUCAUUGGCGUUUUCAUCUCUUAUGACGACGUGGGCAUCGGAACCAUUGUGGGAUCUGCUGUCUUCAACAUCUUGUUCGUGAUCUCGAUGUGUGCCAUCUUCAGUAAAACUGUCCUCAGCCUCACGUGGUGGCCCCUCUUCAGGGAUGUCACUUUUUAUUCCGUCAGCCUGGUGAUCCUCAUCGUCUGUUUCAAGGACAACAUCAUCUAUUGGUACGAAGCGACUGUGCUGCUUGCGUGUUACAUCGCGUACGUCACCUUCAUGAAAUACAACGAGACCACCGAGAAAGCUGUCCGAAAACUCCUAGACCGGAACAAGUUCACCAGAGUCGGCAGCAAAGACCACUUGGUACCUAACAUGAAGAAGAGACGGGCCAGCACUCCUAUUUUACACGCGGGAAGCAAAUUCCGGCAUGGCCUCCUGCAGCUCAUGAUACAUUCCAUCGACCCGCUGCAUGACGGCAAGCUAGACGAAAAGGCUUCACAGCUGCAUGCCAUUGCCUCCCUGCGAGUACUUCUGGACGCUGCCAAGGCCAACGGGGGCUACCCAAGUGGUCCUCCAGCGGGGGCUUGCUGUUCCUCUUGUUCCCAGUGCCCCCAGUGCGUCACGUGUCCCACGUGCCAGAGGCCCCUCCGGCCCCCGCAGCAGGCCGCAGCACAGCCCAGCGACCCCUCCAACCCGGUCACUCUCAACUCUUACAUAGUGACUGCCAGUGAGGUCAGGCCUGCGCUCUACCCGGCCACCAGCGUUACUGGUUCUGGAACCAAGCGACAGGUGGCGCCACAGGGGCAGGACCCGCUGACAAAUGUCCAGAAUUUGCAGUCUUCGGCCAUCAUGAGCCCCUUGGCUAAUGGUUCUGCGAGUGAGAGAGUCGAAAAGGAGCAUCAAGAGACAUCAUUCUGCACCAACAAUUGCCGGUCACCAGUCAAGGGCCAUCCUAACACGACCACCAUAAGCACCAUCAUGACUGAGAGUCCCAGCGUCGCCGUCAUCCAGCCUGGCGUCGGACCGGCCUGCACAAAUCCUUCAGGAGAUAUCCAGGACGCCGUCGCUGCACUCCAAGCUAAACCGGAACCCGAAAUCGAGGUUGACGAACCCUUGGACAUCUCCUGGCCAACGUCCAACAAGAAGCGCAUCACUUAUGUCCUCAUGGCUCCCAUCAUCUUCCCGCUCUGGCUGACGCUGCCGGAUGUUCGAAGAGAUGAGAAGAAGAAAUGGUUUUUUGUCACAUUUCUUGGAAGUAUUAUUUGGAUUGCUUUUUUCUCUUACUUAAUGGUAUGGUGGGCAACAGUUGUGGGACAAACUAUAGGUAUUCCCAAUGAGGUGAUGGGUUUAACAUUUUUGGCUGCAGGUACAAGUAUUCCUGACCUCAUCACUAGUGUCCUAGUAGCUAGAAAAGGAUUCGGAGACAUGGCAGUCUCCAGUUCCAUCGGCAGCAACAUAUUUGAUGUCACAGUCGGGCUUCCUCUUCCGUGGCUUCUUUCUGCCCUCAUAUUCGGACCUGUGAAAGUCAGCAGUUCCGGCAUGGCAUGUUCUGUCGUGAUCCUCUUCCUGAUGUUGCUGUUCGUCAUAAUCUCCAUAGCCGUCUUCAAAUGGAAGAUGAACGUGGGCCUGGCGCUGGUCAUGUUCCUGCUGUAUUUUGCGUUCGUCGCCAUGAGUCUGCUCCUGGAGUACAACAUCAUCGACUGUGAAGUCAUCAUGAAGUUCGUCGGUGCCCAUUGAAGGAUGAUUCUUCAGUCGAUGUACUGUCGAUUUCCUCAGCAGUUCUUUUGUGUUUCCAUCGUUUAGCCCGUUAAGCUAUCAUUGAAUCUCCAAAGCUAAUUUAGCAGCAUUUCAGAAAUGGAAGAUUCUUCAAACAUAACGUUAGUUUUACGAAAGUAUGAUUUCAUGGAAGAUCUAUGGCUUCCUUUUCUGUUGGAAAAUUGCGUUUCAUUUUUAAACGAAAUGUAUAAACGUUCCAUGAAAAGAAAGAGUCGUAUAUAGUUAGAAUAUGAUUGAAAGCUCUAGAUUUGUUUUGAAGCUUUUUAUAGAAGAAAAUCCGAUUCUAAAUCUGUUUUUAAGGUACGGGGGAGGGGGGUAUUAAGCAUGCUUCUCUGCUGUUCAAGACGCAUACAAAAAAUUAGAAAUUCAUCAGUGUAUAAUUAUUUUAGCUUUCAAAGUUUUUCAUCAUACACUAUUAAUUAUUCUUUAAAAAGUGACUGUGAUUUGGCUGUGUCGAUAUUUAAAGAAACCAAUAUGCGAUACUGAGUUUGUUAAAAAGAAAGUGAGAAAGUAAAUUAAAUAUUAUCACUUUCACUGUUGACUUUUGAAAAGGAUCAAUUGUUAGGAAAGGAAAUAUUUUCUUUUCAGAGUUCAACGUCUUACUUCUGAGAGCCGCGUGUCGGGAAACGAUUUUAGAUAAUAUCAGUUUUAAAAUUUAUAGCAUAUAAUAUGAUGUAGACUUAUAUUUUUAUAUAUGUACAUUAGAUAGAACUUCAUAAAUUGACCAUGGGCUUUCAUAGGAAUUGAAAAGAUAAACUACUGAAGAAUGUUUUGAAAUUAGCAUUCCUGGGACAAAUUAAUCAAGAAACCACCUAGUCGCAUUCCAAAGAGUCCUUUCCGAUUGCUCUAAAAAUUAUGAAACUUAAAAAAAAUUUUAAUGUUUGCACUGGAAAAACGAAAAGCUGUUCUACUUCUGUCCUCUGAAAUGCUCACAUUUUAAAGCGAUGGAACCGUAUCCUUCUGUCGUUUUGGCCUGAAACUUCACGGAAAAUGGUCGUUAAGAUAAAGCUACGCCAUUUUGGUUUUGAAAGUUUAACUGUCGUAUUACAAACGCAUUUUACUCAUCUUUAUGCUUUUCAAUACACUUCUCAUCUAAAAAUUUGUAUUAAAUUAAGACUUUAGGAUUUUUAAUAUAUGCAUACUAUGCUUGGACCUCUGAAUGGAAAUGUCAUGAAUGCUGUUGGAUUGCGUGCAAGAAUAUUUUACGCAAUAGCAUCACAGAAAAUUAUUUUCAGAAAGAUUUCUGGCGGAAUCUUUGCCAGAUUAACUGCAGCUGUAUUUCGCUAAAAAGGAAGUAUGUGCCUAAUCCAGGAAGGAAGAGUAAAAAAAGAAAGGACCAAUCUUUUUUUACCACGAAGAGUGUUACGUGUAUUUCAAUGUCUUCGAACGAAUCAGAGAUGUUAAUUUUCAUGCAUUUACUGAAAAUUAUUUACAUAUAUUCCAGCUCUCAAGUUAUAUCUUUUGUACAUAAGAACAGUAUUUAAAUAUUUAUGCUAGAUUAUGGUUUAUCAUAUUGCUUAAUCCAGAAUAACAUGGUGAUAUGUCAGAUUCAAGUUAAUUUCCUGCCGUAUUGAGUGUAUCAAGCACUUGUAUCUUCCAUAAACUUUUCAAGUGCGAAAAUUAUUAAAAUACUUAUCAGUUAUCAUCUGUAGAAUAGUUACCUUUGCGAUGACAGUAUUAUGCUUUUUCUGGCCAGUGACAUUUAAAUAUCUUGAUUUUGAACGCUGUUUAUUUUAAAAUUUGAAAUACCAUAACAAAUAUUUAACUUUUAUUUCAAUGUUACUAGUAUUGACAUAGUGCUCAUAUUGAAUGAAGCAAAAUAGAAAUGAAAUGUUGAUUGUUUUAUUAAAAAUAGAAUUACGAGUAAAGGUUUGAGCGUUCAUUUUGUAAUGCAAGUUCCAUGCAUGGUUUUUACUUUAAUAAAACUUAACAUGUAAAUUUUAUGAAAUCAAACGCGUAUUGAAAUUCUAUUUUAAUAAUAAUUACUCAACGUGCCGUUAUUACUUCAUUAGAUGUUAAUGACUGUCAUGAUUUGAAAUUUUAAACAUUCUCUCCUGAGACUUUUCUUUUUUCAGUUUUUUUUUUCUUUUGGAAAAUUUCAGGAUAUUCAUAUGCUUAAAUAAUAAAUCAAACAGUACAAUCAUAUGCUUAAUCAUGACAAAUAAAUUAAUUAAUUUUAAUCAUGACAAAUAUGUAAACUUUACUUUGGUGUCACGGAAAACAAACAAUAUUUUACCUCAUAUUUUUAGAAAUCAUCACAAAUUAUUAAUGUGGGCCUAUUCCUGCAAAUAUUGAAAUUGCUAUUGAAAUUCAAAGAUAUGUAUUUUUAAAAAUAAAAUUAAAAUUUUGUAAUAAUUUAGAAGCUGUAUUGAAUAAAGCGCAUGAUAACCUAAAAAUAUAACGAUAUUUUUUAUUUUGUUGUUUAAAACGUAAUACAAUACAUCAAUAGUAUUUAUGUACUGUCAAAUACUUCAUGCUUACCAAAGAUAUUUUAAAAUAUCAUUGUUACUCGUGUCCAAGGCUGAUAAAUAUAAAAACUAGAAAUUACAUAUUAGUAAGAGUUUUGAACAAUAGCACAUUUUUCAAAAUUUUCUAUAAUACACAGUAAAACAAUAAGUAAAGUAAUAAAGGUAAAUAUAUAAAUGUUAUAAACAUGCUUAUUUAAAAUGUAUUAGGUGUCUAAAAAAAGAUUUGGACAAUCAGUUAAAUAUUCGAGGGAUAUACAAUCUAGUUAGGCUACAAAUAUCUAUGCAAUUUCUGGUGAUACAAAUACAAAAGUUAAAAAAAACCUUUAAUUUAAAUGUUAUCGCGUACGAAAAUGCUUUGAUCCAUUUUCAAAAAAUUUUUGAAUUGAUAAAACAUAGAACAAGAGGAUACGAAGUACACUGAAAUACAAGUAGUGGUUUCUUUUUUCCCCUUUAAGGUUCAAAAGCGAUAACUACGUAUGACUUAUGACACAACAAACUUACAAACUUUUUUUAAAAAAACUCAGAACCAAUCUCAUAAAAGAGGCACAUAAAAAUAUAAAAAUUUGCGGCUGUAGCUUUUUUACUUUUGCAAAUCUAAAUAAUUAAAAAAAAAGCAGUUCUCUGACAAAAGAUGCUUCCAUCAGAAAUCCUUUAGUUUAAAGAAUACUAUAUUACGCAAGACGUAGAUAUGUCACAGAGCAAUUGCGGAUCAACUGAAAACGGAAACAGAGCACUUUAUUUUGUAAUAGACAUGAUUAGCGAGAACGCACGAGCAGCAAAACUUGACCGCUUGAGUAUCCUCUCUGAUCUUACCUAUUACAAAAUGAAGAGGUUUAUUUUCGCUUCGAGUUCAUCCACUAACUCUCCGUGGUCAAACCUUACCAAUCAUUUUUUUAUUUCUACUCAUCAACACCUUUUUCGAAAGCAAAAUAAACUUCAAACGCGCAAUCAUUACUCAAUUGCUUUGAACAGAACUAUGCACUGCUAUGGAACAAUUUGUAAAUACUUUUUCCGACCCCCGGAUAAUCAUUUUGACUUUAAAUGGCAUAAAUUAAAGCUAUUUAUUCGCCUGCUUAAUUUAAACUACGUUGAAUCUUGAUUUCUUUGCAUUUUGUUUUGUAUGUUGAAUCUUGAUACCUAAAUUUGUGAAAUAAGAGUAUUCAGCUCUAACUUCGUUACGAUUAUUUACUAGCUUUUAUUUUACAUUAGUUUUUCAUGUUGUAUGGUCUUUAAAACUAUGUCUUUCGGAUUUUUUGAGUUUUAAAUGAUAAAGGCAAUUUUUAUUUGAAGCUUGGAAACAUCAUUUGAACUUACGUUACAGCAUUGAAGUAAUAAAGUUAUCAAUGUCCUAUAAUAUAUAUAACCUCAGUAAAAAAAUAAUAAACCGUUGGAUUCUUAGAGCAGGAAUUAGUAACUAGAGGAUGAGUGGCUAAAGAGCCCAAGUCACAUGGUUCAACGACGAAGAAUGGCAGACAUGUUUUACGUGAAAACAGAGAAAGAAACCUGAUUUCUUCCAACUUUUUACUGUAAAAUAUAUCGCGUGACUUGAGAUUCUUGCUUUAAAAAUUAGAGACUUCACUCUCCCUACUUUUUAUAUCUUCUCAAUGGCCGAAUCUGGUUUAGAACUUUAAUAUUUAAAUGACAGGAAUGUGUAAAUAAAUAUAAAAUACUCAGCGCUAAAAAGGAAAAAUAAUUAUCUUUUUGUGCGCAAAGAACCAAAAACUUUCAUUUUAAAUGUUCAUAUAAUUCGAAAAAAUAGUUUACGUGGUUUCUUUACCUUUUAGCUUAAAAAAUAAGUUUUUGACAUGACAGGACAGCACAGCAGUAACGGAAAAUAAGAGGAUUUUUUAAAUUAUAAAUGCGUUAGACGCGCGCCGUAAAAAGUAACCGCAUUGUAAGUUCAGGUUUGUACGUAGAGCAUUUUUCUAAUUUGCAAAGAUCGUGUAGGAAAAUCGUGCUAGCUCGACAAGCAAAUAUCAUAUUUUAACUAAAUUCAUAUCACAUUUACCUACAUAUGAUUGAUGUUAGCAUUGCUGAAAUGUCUGGUUAAGUAUAUUUCCGUCUUAUCAGUUCAUAUUUUUAAAAUAUUUAAGUGUUUUCGGUGUAUUUUAUACUUCAUAUUGUGAAACUUAUCUAGAUUACAGCCACCUAGAUACUUCUGAUGUGAGUGUGUAUUAAGCAGUGUUACUGUUUGGACAUAAAUAUCGCAACCAACGCUAUACAUUUUAAGUUUUAAACCUUCACACUCGAUUGUUUGAU
Messenger RNA from Uloborus diversus, 7403 nucleotides. Its product is annotated as sodium/potassium/calcium exchanger Nckx30C-like. The transcript is spliced from 10 exons. Gene Ontology annotation, cellular component: membrane. The coding region runs from base 427 to 2637 and encodes 736 amino acids. Gene Ontology annotation, molecular function: calcium, potassium:sodium antiporter activity; calcium channel activity. The record is from RefSeq and is a predicted model, not a curated record. NCBI's taxonomy places the organism in Eukaryota, Metazoa, Arthropoda, Arachnida, Araneae, Uloboridae. Gene Ontology annotation, biological process: intracellular calcium ion homeostasis; calcium ion transmembrane transport.